Molecule: messenger RNA, 1188 nt
Organism: Cornus florida
Lineage: Eukaryota; Viridiplantae; Streptophyta; Magnoliopsida; Cornales; Cornaceae
Exons: 5
Coding region: 1-1188 (395 amino acids)
Source: RefSeq, a predicted model, not a curated record
AUGAGGAAGGAAACUCAUCAUCUUGAGUUCAGUCUGCAAAGCUACAAGGGGGAUUUGAGUUCUGUGAAGUAUAAUGAUCUGGAUGAACAACAGCUGGAACAGUCACUCAACAAGAUUCGAGCUCCAAAGUUGAUGAGGCCCCGGAGGCGUAGCAGUGAAGGUAGGAGCUCGGCGCUUGCACUCCACAGGCCAAUGUUCGAACCUCCCAAGCCUCCUAUGUUCUUCUUGUCCCUUCUAUGGAGGAAGAGCAGCAGCCCAGUGGGGAAAAGGGAGAUUAGACAAGGGGACCCCAUCUCUCCUAUGCUGUUUGUUCUUGCUAUGGAGGUACUUUCCUUAUCUCUUGGCAAUGCAGUUUCAAACAGCCCAAGUUUUAAGUUUCAUUGGAGGUGCAAUAAGCUUUCCAUUACACACCUUGCCUUUGCUGAUGACUUGUUACUUUUCUCAUUUGGUAAUCUUGCAUCUGUCACUGUGUUGCACAAUGUAUUAACAAGGUUCCUACAAUGGUCUGGUCUCUCAAUUAAUUGUUCAAAGAGCCAUGUUUUCUUCUCUGGGGUAGAUAACCAAACCAAAGUAGCUAUACUCAACCUCCUGCUGUUUGAUGCUGGUGUCUUGCCAUUAACUUACCUUGGUUUACCUUUGACUUCAUCUGCAAUUAGUGCAACAGAUUGCCAAUCCCUUGUUCAAAAGAUCACAUUAGAGCUGUACUGCUCAAAUCCAUCCUCCACUCUAUCCAAACUUAUUGGUCUCAAACAUUCAUCUUACCCCAAAAAGUCAUUGAACAAGCCUAAAAACAAUGGUGGUUUAGGUUUUGAUUGUAUUGAUAUAGCUAAUAGAGUUGCAGGUCUCAACCAUAUUUGGAAAUUAUGUGCAAAGAAGAAUAGUCUUUGGGUGAAUUGGACCUACAAGUAUCUCAUCAAGAAUAAGAACUUUUGGACUGUUAAACCAACUUCACUCAGUUCUGGGUUUUGGAGGAAAUUACUGAAGCAAAAGGAAAUGGCUAGAAGGGUAAUCAAGCAUAGGAUUGGAACAGGUCCUGAUACUAUGAUGUGGAUUGAUUUUUGGCUUCCAAAUGGUCCACUUUAUUCUCAGCUGGGGCUUUCUGAGGUGGAAAUUCUUCAACUUGACACAAGUGUCAAAGUUGAUAGCCUAAUUUCCAACUCUCAGUCGUCAAUUCCAGGCUCUCUUUAG